This is a messenger RNA of Cyprinodon tularosa, 3047 nucleotides long. RefSeq names its product semaphorin 4e (gene sema4e). Gene Ontology annotation, biological process: neural crest cell migration; negative chemotaxis; negative regulation of axon extension involved in axon guidance. Bases 198 to 2471 code for a protein of 757 amino acids. Gene Ontology annotation, molecular function: chemorepellent activity; semaphorin receptor binding. The record is from RefSeq and is a predicted model, not a curated record. The transcript is spliced from 14 exons. Lineage: Eukaryota; Metazoa; Chordata; Actinopteri; Cyprinodontiformes; Cyprinodontidae.
UCUAGCUGGCUUUGUGUCUUCACUCUGUGCCAUCCGUCUCACCAUGGACGCCCUGCUGAGCGGGGCCAGUGAAGGGGCCAGUGCCCUGCAGACUUCAUCACGUCACAGAUGUCCCUUGCUGUCUUUAUCCCUGUAUGAAUGACUGUUUUGGAAAAAAUAAAGCCCCAAAAUUCCUCUAAGAUUGAACAAAAGGAGCCAUGCAUCCACUGCUGUCCCUCAGUGUCUUCGGACUGCUGCUGCUGCCCGUGGCCUUGAUGCUUGUGGAGGACUCACCGUUGGAAAGUGUCCCACACAGAUCUGUGUCCUAUCAAAGCAACAAUACCCUUCUGUUUCGGGAGGAGGGCGUGUUUGACUACUCCUCCAUGUUGUUAAGAGAAGACCUGGACUUGCUGGUGGUGGGUGCCAGGGGGGAAGUCUUCGCUCUCAACCUCACUGACGUCACCAAAAAAAUAUCCUCAGCUAAAUGGGAAGUUUCGAAGCAGCAGGUGUCGGAGUGUAAAAGAAAAGGAAAGAAUGAAGAGACAGACUGCAAGAACUAUAUCAGAGUACUCCAUAAGAGGGAGGAUGGUAGGAUGUACGUGUGCGGAACCAAUGCUUUCGAUCCAGAAUGUGACUACAUGUCUUUUUCAGAUGGAAAAUUGAAUCUUGAAAAAAAAGUAGAGGAUGGAAAAGGAAAGUGUCCCUUCGAUCCGUUUCAAAGACAUGCCUCCAUUAUGAUAGAGAAUGACCUCUACUCAGCCACUUCCAUGAACUUCCUGGGCUCUGAACCUGUCCUGAUGCGCAGCGCUCCUUCCUCCAUACGCACUGAGAUAAAAAGCUCCUGGCUUUAUGAUCCUAACUUUGUUUCCAUGGCCUGGAUGCCCGAAAGUGAGCAGAGCGAGGACGGGGACGAUGAUAAGGUCUACCUCUUCUUCAGCGAGACGGCUGUGGAGUAUGACUGCUACAGAAAACUGGUGGUGUCCCGCGUGGCUCGUGUGUGCAAGGGGGAUCUCGGCGGUGAGAGGACGUUGCAGAAGAGAUGGACAUCCUUCCUGAAAGCCCGAUUGGAUUGUCCAAUCCCAGGCUACCGUUUGCCUUUCAUCAUCCAGGACUCGUACCGCUGGUGUGACUCCUCUCGCCACUGGAAGGACUGCAUUUUUUAUGCCGUCUUCACCCCUCAGUCGGAAAUAUCGGAUAUUUCCGCAGUGUGCGCGUACCGUAUGUCUGACAUCAGCAAAGUGUUUUCAGAGGGGAAGUACAAAACCCCGGCCUCCGUAGAAACCUCUUUUAUAAAGUGGGUGAUAUUCAGCGGAGAAGUCCCAGUGCCGCGGCCUGGAGCUUGCAUAAACAACGAAGCUCGUAAAAUGGGGAUAAAUCAGACCCUGCAACUCCCUGACAGGACCCUUCAGUUUAUUCGAGACAAGCCCCUCAUGGACCAGGCUAUUGAGCCAAUAGAAGGCGUCCCCGUGCUAAGUCGAAGGGGAGCGAAAUUCACACAGAUCAUAGUGAACCAAGUCCAAGCUUUGGAUGGUGAAAAGUACAACGUCAUGUUUAUAGGCACAGACCAAGGAACACUACUGAAGGCUUUCAGAUACAGUGACGGGGAGAUGAUCAUCAUAGAAGAAGUCCAACUCUUCUCCUCUCCUCAGCCAGUCAAGAUCCUCCAGUUUUCUAACAAAACAGGUCAAAUUUACGCCGGAUCAGACGUGGGCGUUGUUCAAAUCUCACCGGCUAACUGUGAGAGGUCCUCAACGUGCAAAGACUGUGUUUCAGCCAGAGAUCCAUACUGUGGAUGGGACAGUAAUAAGGGAAAAUGUGUUUCUCUUUCCGGUAGCCAGAGCAUAUUAAUCCAAAAUAUGAAUGGAAAUUCCUCUAAUUGCAAGGAUGGUGAGUUACCUGCUGAGCCCUCCCCGCGCUCCAUCUCGCUUGGAGAGAAAGUUGAGCUCAACUGUCCUUCCCUUUCCAACCUGGCAAAGCUCCUUUGGAUGAAGGAUGACCAUGAACUCCAAUAUUCUCCUCAGAAUGGACCGCUCAUCCUGAACGGCUUAGCUAAUGAUGCAGGGCUUUAUCGCUGCUUCUCUGUGGAGAAAAAUAAAACUGGUGAGCAUAGAACCCUUGUAGCUUCUUACCAGGUCAGCAUAGACUCCAAAAGGUCGGACAAGACUGGAGUGACAUCAGUUCCUCAGCCUCAGAGCAGUAGUGCAUCUCAUACCGGACUGAUCUGUGUGAUCAUCCUCCUGGCUUGUUGUAUUCUUCUCCUUUUGACAUGGAUGUCUUGUAAGUCCCGCCUGCGUCUGCUUUGGGACGGCAUGAAAGGGAAAAAAGAUGAACAGGAACAGACUCCCGACCAGGAGGCCAAGCAGCCCAGUGAGCCCUUGGUGGCGAAAACCCUGAACAACCACAACAGUGCUGGAGGUGAUUCAGCCGAGACCGACGCACAAAGGGUUCACCUUUCGUCUAUGCAGUUCAUCGAUGAUGAGUCAUCUGUUUGAAAAGGACUGGGAAAAGUAAAUGGAUAUAUUUAGCUUUAGAUUCGUCUCUGUGAAUAACUCAGUGGAAAAGAACCUGGUUUUCUUUAAAAGGGAUUAGAACAAAGAUGGCGCAUUUCUUCAAGAUUUUUAGCAAGAUCUUUAAUUUUUGUAUUGGCUUCAUUGUUUAAAAGAAAGAAGAGUAUCCUGGAAAAAAAACAACCUAAAAAAUCUUGUAGAAAAUACAUUUCCAUCAUUUAAACCCUGUAAUUAUUAAAAUACCUGUAGUUUUUUAAGUAAAGGAUUAUUUUUCUUUACUUAUUCUCUUUGACAUUUGUGCGAUUCUCAGGUUGAGUAUUUCUAGGAUGAAGGAUUACAGGGACCAAGGUUUAACUUUUACUUGGUUUUUGUCCGUUGUAGAUUUUGGGGGUGUCUUUAAAAAUCACAAAUGGCCUUUUGUUAAGAUAACUUCAGGUUUGUUGUUUUAUGUUAUUGUGAGAAUAAAUCCCUUUCUACCUUUUUACUAAUGUAGAUAUCCUGGUUUAAAAAAAAAAAAAAAGCCAAUCAUUUCAUUCAAACACCAUCACACUUCCAGAUUAA